GAAGUAGCAUUCAGGGCUCAGGGAUUUUAAUAUUUCCAAUCGAUAUGCGGUAUCGUUUUUGGAAACACGUAAUUGCAUAAGUCUGUUUUACAAUGUGUUUUUUUUUUAUAAAUCAGUUGGACUUUCACCCAAUUAGCGUUGUGAUUUAAGGCGCAGCUAAUAAGAAAAUGGAGGAGUAUCAUUCUUGUAGCUGCUGCCUAGUGCGCCCUCCGGAGAAGGGCCUCAAGACGCUGUAUAAACAUCUCGGUAGAACAGAGGUUUAUUUCGAUAUGCUGAAAGACUGUUUCGAUAUAAGUCUAAGUUUAGGAAAUGACGAGUGCGGGAUCUGCGAGGUGUGCGUGGGGCGGCUGCGGGACGCGAGUGACUUCAAGCUGCAAGUGAAGCGCAGCCAAGCUGAGUUGCACGCGCGGCUCAAGGGAGUAAUCACUGCCAGUGACAAAUUAAAAAUCAAGUUAGAGAAAGCUACUGGAGAUGACGCCAUUUCGAGUGAAAUCAAACUGGAGAAGUCAGAGGUGGAGAUGGCUGAUGGCGAGGUCGUAUCAGUUGCAUUGUACGGAGGACCACCAGCUCCUUCAGCCCAACCCGUUCCUACCGCGUCCAACAACGUUUCGUUCGCACCGGCUCCAAGUGUUACCAACCUGGACUCCACCAAACCGGCUCUGGCUGCCAAACGUGGCACACACACGUGCGACAUAUGCCUUAAAACAUUCGACCAUCAAGCCCGGCUCAAACUUCAUCGCCGCUCCCACACUGGUGAGAAACCGUACUCGUGCAACGUUUGCGACAAAAAAUUUGCACAAAAGAGCCAUUUAAAUACUCAUUACGCUUACCACAUGGGGAAAUUCAAGUUUUCUUGUGAACUAUGCGACACACGUUUCACUCAAAAAAAUCAAUGGGUCAUACAUAUGCUGAUACACACUGGUGAAAAACCAUUCGAAUGUGACAUAUGCAAUAAAAAAUUUAGACAAAAGGGCAACUUAAACGUUCAUAAAAAAAUUCAUUUGAAAUAUGAUUACAAUAGCGUUGAGCCAGGAGAAAUAACUUCAUAUAAGAAAGAGUCGUCGGGCGAAUCGAAAAAUCAGUCUGCAGAAUACUUCACGUGUGAUAUAUGCAAAAAACGAUUUGCGGAAAAAAGCAGUCUAAACGCUCAUAUAAAACAUCACUCUGGAGAUUAUCCGUUCACUUGUGACAUAUGCGAGAGGAGAUUCAAUACGCAGUCUCGCUUGGAUAAUCAUAAACUGGAUCACACGGGGGGAAAACCUUUUAAAUGUGAUGAAUGCAGUAAGCAAUACACAUCAAAAAGUGCUUUAAGACUUCAUUCAAAAAUACAUACUGGGGAUUAUAGAUAUGCGUGCGAUGUGUGUAAUAAACGUUUCAUACAAAAAGAUGUUUUAAGACAACAUAUGCGAGUACAUACAGGUGAAAAGCCUUAUAACUGUGAAAUAUGCCAAAGGAGGUUCCCGUAUAGAUGUGGCUUAAAGAGUCAUUUAUUAGUCAAACAUAAUCAGGUUAUGGACAAACAAUUUUGCUGUGAUAUCUGUGGGAAGCGAUUUGCACUUCAGGGGACUCUAGUCAAACAUAUGAAUAAACACGCUGAGAAGGCAAGGGGAGAAAAGGCUCGACAAGAAGGAAGGAUGGAAGACCUAAAACCAUUUAUGUGUGAAAUAUGUAGCAAACGAUUUUCAACAAAAAGUAUUUUAAGAAACCAUAGAGAAAUACAUAAUGAAGAAAGACCUUUCGAGUGCGAAGCAUGUCACAAAAAAUUCCAAAUGAAGAAAUAUUUACAGGACCACAUGAAAGUGCAUGAUGACUUUAAACAGCAUGCAUGUGAAGUAUGCGGCCAACAAUUCAGGCACAAAUCUGCCUUAACAGUUCAUAUCCGACGAAUGCACACAGAAAACAGACCCCAUGCUUGCGAUGUUUGUAAAAAGGCUUUUCCAGUACUUGCUGAAUUAAAAGCGCAUUAUCGGGUACACACUGGUGAGAGACCGUAUGCUUGCGAGAUAUGCUAUAAGAAAUUUCCACGACAUAACGGGGUUAAAAGACAUCUUAUACGAGUUCACCAUGAGAAACCUUCGAAAUUUAUUAAAUUAAAGGAAUUUAACAAUAUCAACUGAAUUAGAAGACCAUCCUUGAGUUCGCACUGGGCACCAUGGAUAAUAGCUAGUCGAAUGAAGAAAUUUACAGUCUUACUUUGUGAUGGCGUGUAAUAUAUUAUUAAAAUAUAAUGAAAUUUUAAAGUCAAGUCAAAGAAAGUUGGUGUCAGUUGAAUAAUGGCGACAAUUCCUUAUAAAAUUUGCCUAGAACUUGUAAUGUGUCUGAAAAGAACCGCAUACCAAGUUUCCUUUUUUGACCGAAGCGUUAGUGAACGUCUCCGUUUUAACUCUGGCAUUUUGUUUUCGUAUGUCCGGUUCUUCUCUACAGGUUGUAAUUCUUAACCGAUUCUCGGGAAAUUUUGUGACCAGAUUCUAUGAUUAAAUAGUUUUUUUUGUUGAUCCAGUUAUUAGAAUGUUUUCAAUAUGCGGAAAUUUGUAUAAAGGUCCUAGGCGCCAAUAACGUCUAUGGCGCUUAAUACCAUUGUGAGUUCACUGUGAUAACGAUUCAACAAACUAAGUAUUUUUCACUUUUACAUUUUCUAAGCUUAACGCGAGAUUUACCGCUCACAGUGCCACUAGUUAACUACUAAGGAUCAACUGUUUCAAACAUUUUUAUUUAUUUAUUUAAAAAACCAAACGGUCGUAUAAACAUCGAAAAUGCUAUAGAAAAAAAUUACUGCAACAAAAAGACCUGGAGGUUCAUGAUUACAUAUAAAUGAUGUUAACUGAAAUAAGUUUUGUAGUUAUUUAUAUUAUGUUACUGCACGCACCAAUCAAUGCCAAUCAACCCGUUGGCUGAAGUAACUUAAGUAUUCUAUUAUCAAAUAUGUUAUAGUAUUUUAUGCAACAGUUGUAUAAGAAGGGUCAAAAAAGGCGAGUGGCGUGAGUUACAAUGUGAGCCGGAGCCGAAGGCGUAGGCGAACAUUGUAAAGGAAUACGCCACGAGAAUUUUUUGACCUACUUAUACAACGUUGCAUACAAUAUUUUUCCUACGAGUCAACAAAAAUAAAUCUUAAUUUAGGUAAACAAAUUACAGCAAAAGUAUAUAGCCAAGACGGGCGAGCAUACCUUGUUCCGCGCCCGGCCCGCCCCGGGCCGCGGCCGGCCGGUCAGCGACACCUUCUCGUAACUCAUGAGGCCCUGGUACUUGCUACUUGCUAAAUUAAUUUUUUGGACAGUUUUUUCUCAAUUUUGGCCACCGUAGCCUACGGAGACUAACAAGCAACGCUAAGCGGUCUUCGUAGUCUAUGGGUGUUGCUAUAUUACGGGUGUCACAUGCGUGUUUCUGACUUAUGAAGUAAUUAUUUUUACUAUGCAACCAAAUGAAUAUUUUGUAAGUUGGCAGCAAUGCACUUAGUUUAAAACUGUAUUCGUUUUGGUUUUGUUAGGUUGGUAGCCAUUAAUCGCAGUAACGUUAUAGCUUAUAAAAGCACAAGAGCUUUUAUGAGGAAUCGACAAUAUAGACUUUUCUUGAAAUCUUUUAUUUAUGUUCUUAUAUUCGUGUUAAUGAAUGCAUAAAUGACAGAUAACAGUAGAGGAGUAGGAAAUAGUAUUUUAUGCAACAGUUGUAUAAGAAGGGUCAAAAAAGGCGAGUGGCGUGAGUUACAAUGUGAGCCAGAGCCGUAGGCGUAGGCGAACAUUGUAAAGGAAUACGCCACGAGCAUUUUUUGACCUACUUAUACAACGUUGCAUACAAUAUUUUUCCUACGAGUCAACAAAAAUAAAUCUUAAUUUAGGUAAACAAAGCAAAAGUAUAUAGCCAAGACGCGCGAGCGUACCUUGUUACGCGCCCGGCCCGCCCCGGGCCGCGGCCGGCCGGUCAGCGACACCUUCUCGUAACUCAUGAGGCCCUGGUACUUGCUACUUGCUAAAUUAAAUUUUUGGACAGUUUUUUCUCAAUUUUGGCCACCGUAGCCUACGGAGACUAACAAGCAACGCUAAGCGGUCUUCGUAGUCUAUGGGUGUUGCUAUAUUACGGGUGUCACAUGCGUGUUUCUGACUUAUGAAGUAAUUAUUUUUACUAUGCAACCAAAUGAAUAUUUUGUAAGUUGGCAGCAAUGCACUUAGUUUAAAACUGUAUUCGUUUUGGUUUUGUUAGGUUGGUAGCCAUUAAUCGCAGUAACGUUAUAGCGAUUAAAAGCACAAGAGCUUUUAUGAGGAAUAGACAAUAUAGACUUUUCUUGAAACCUUUUAUGUAUAGUCUGUCAAGCAAAGUCUGUCAGUAGCAAUGUAAAGCAAACUGAAGUAUGGCAACACUCACAGAGCAGUAUUGCGCUAAGAAAAGCAGCAAUGUACAUCGAACCGAAACAUAUUUUUUUCCGCUGAGCGCGCUCUUCGUACGUCAACUAAAAUUGCAGCUCGCGGUUUAUUGAAGCAUUUGGAAAUUGUUAUUAUUAUGAGAGGGACAAUUUAAACUGGAGUAAAAACGAUGUCAAUCAAUAUGAUAAACGAGAUCAAAAAAUACCUAUUUGCAAACGGACUAUGCUGGAGAAAAUAAUGUUUGAAUCAAGUCAUUGCUUCCGCAGCAAACUUAGAAGACAAAUAGGGAGCAAAGAGAACAUGAGCACCACGGUAGAAAGCUGUUUUUAACAUCAGUUCAGAAACUGAAGAAGCCCAAAGAAAAUAAUUAUGCCACUUGUUAAUUGUAAAUUAGUGUAUUUCUCUUGAACAAUGUCACAUUCACAUACCAGUGUAAUUUUGAAAUGGUUUUACAAUAUAUUUAUAUAAAUAUACAGAUUAAAAAUAAAUAAAACACAACUGCAGAUAU
Cydia pomonella (codling moth) is the source of this 4863-nucleotide messenger RNA. Its product is annotated as gastrula zinc finger protein XlCGF57.1-like. The coding region runs from base 168 to 2117 and encodes 649 amino acids. The record is from RefSeq and is a predicted model, not a curated record. Gene Ontology annotation, biological process: regulation of transcription by RNA polymerase II. Gene Ontology annotation, molecular function: DNA-binding transcription factor activity, RNA polymerase II-specific; RNA polymerase II transcription regulatory region sequence-specific DNA binding; zinc ion binding. NCBI's taxonomy places the organism in Eukaryota, Metazoa, Arthropoda, Insecta, Lepidoptera, Tortricidae. Gene Ontology annotation, cellular component: nucleus. The transcript is spliced from 6 exons.